Cydia amplana is the source of this 1539-nucleotide messenger RNA. Its product is annotated as UDP-glucosyltransferase 2-like. NCBI's taxonomy places the organism in Eukaryota, Metazoa, Arthropoda, Insecta, Lepidoptera, Tortricidae. The coding region runs from base 1 to 1539 and encodes 512 amino acids. The record is from RefSeq and is a predicted model, not a curated record. Gene Ontology annotation, molecular function: hexosyltransferase activity; UDP-glycosyltransferase activity. The transcript has 5 exons.
AUGUCGAAAGUUAUUACGUUAGCUUUAGUGUUAUGUGUAAUAAAUACAAUUGAAAGUCACAGAAUACUUUGCGUUUUCCCAGCGCCGUCUGUAAGUCAUGCAGCUGUGUUUCGUGUUUUGACUGAAGAAUUAGCAAAUAGAAGACACGAGUUGGUAAUAAUAACACCAGAUCCGGCUUUUAAAGGAAAAAUAGCACCGGCGAAUGUCACAGAAAUUGACGUAUAUGAUGUGUCAUACAAGGUCUGGAACGAUAUGGUUGAAAAGGCAACAGGAGCAUCUUUAUAUAAACAGUUGAAGGCGACGAUGCAAGUUUUGGCAGACUUAGUAAGAGUACAAUUAGAAACUCCACAAGUAAAAGAAUUCAUGGCCAAAAAUCAAAAGUUUGAUCUUGUUUUAACAGAAGCAAGUAUUAUAGCAGCUCUCGGUUACGCUCAUAAAUUCAAGGCCCCAGUCAUACAAGUUAGUUCAUUUUAUGGAAUAAGCAGCAAUUUCGAAGGCAUUGGUGCUCCAACGCAUUUAUUCUUGUAUCCUGCGUUGUAUAGAAAAAAGUUGGUAAAUCUAACAAUGAAAGACAAAAUAAAAGACGUACUUAUAACUCUGGUGUUAAAAUUUGCCUACAUUGGGUAUGAGAAUGAAGUAAAUAGAAUUCUAAAGACUUAUUUUGGUGAGGAUACACCUGAGUUGCACGAGUUGGAAAGUAACGUCGAUAUGUUAUUUGUGAAUACAAACCCUAUUUGGGAAGGAAAUAGACCGGUGCCUCCCGGUGUUGUGUAUUUGGGACAGUUUCAUAUACCACCUGUAAAAGAUCUUCCACAAGAUCUCAAUUCAUACCUCGACUCGUCGCGCGGAGUAAUUUAUGUUAGUUUUGGUUCCAACUUUAGCCCGUCGACUCUCUCUGAAGACAAAAUUAGUUUUCUGAUAACAGUAUUCUCGAAAUUACCUUAUGACGUUCUAUGCAAAUGGGAUACUGAAGAUCUGCCUGCACUACCGAGUAAUGUGAAAAUAAAAAAGUGGCUGCCACAAAACGACCUUCUGAGACAUCCAAACAUAAAACUUUUCAUUACUCAAGGAGGAAUGCAAUCAACAGACGAGGCAAUCGUUGCUGGCGUACCAUUAAUAGGUAUACCAUUACGAGCAGACCAGUUUUUCAAUACUGAGAAGUAUAUACAACACAAAAUUGGCGAAAAACUUAAUUGGGACACUUUAACAGAGGAGGAGUUUUAUAACACCAUAUUGAAAGUUGUGGAAGAUGCCAGCUACCGUCAAAACGUGUUGAAACUCCGUACGUUAAUGGCGGACCAGCCGAUGUCUGCGCUGGAGCGCGCGGUGUGGUGGACGGAGCACGUGCUGCGGCACGGCGGCGCGCGCCAUCUGCGAGCGCCCGCGGCCGGCAUGGGCUGGGCCGAGUACUACGAACUGAAAUUAAUCGCAGCGUUAUUAUCCAUCACAGUUACUAUUCUUAUGUUAUUUAUAGGGUUUCUGUAUAUGUUGGGGAAAUCGAUAAAAAAACUGUUUGUGAGAAAAUCCAAAAAAGACUAA